Messenger RNA from Lachancea sp. 'fantastica', 2727 nucleotides. The record is from the annotation of a GenBank genome assembly. Lineage: Eukaryota; Fungi; Ascomycota; Saccharomycetes; Saccharomycetales; Saccharomycetaceae.
AUGUACAGACGUCGCGGUGGUAUGGGCGAGAUCGAUGGGAAACGACAUAGUCCAGAUAGGACGCAUGACGAUGACCAGGAGCCGAAACGAAAGAGGCCUUCAUCUGCACUGAUGGGUAUCACUCGGUCUAUCGCUGCCUGCAAAAGAUGUAGAAUGAAGAAAAUAAAGUGCGAUCAACGAUUCCCGACUUGCACUAAAUGUGCCACUUCGAAAGCACCGUGUGUUUCUGUGGACCCAGCAACUGGUCGAGAUGUUCCAAGAUCCUAUGUGGUAUUCUUGGAGGAUAGACUGGAGGCGAUGAUGCAAAAGCUCACAGACAGCGGAAUAGAUCCCAAUAAAGUCCAGGGAAACAUCCCAGCUACAGAUCAAGACAAUGCGUGUGAUCUUGGGAUUUACGAGGAAAGACUAAGGACAGACCACAAAAUACGGCACGACAACGCUAUGGCCGGCUAUAUCAUCAACAAUGGAACGUCCAUGAAGAAGGGAGUUAUCAGAACUGCUAAACCAGAGGUUGUUUUUACUGGGGAUUUUUCAGAAUCCAGCGAGCAUACAGCUUGCGAGCCUGUUUCUGAAUUAAGUGAAUCGGCCAAAAGUAUCCAAGGACUGGGAUCCAUGAAGCAUUCACAACAAAGAUCCACGGAAUCCGCCCUGGGCGCUGCGUCUAAUUCCUAUUUGGGCGAUUCUUCCGGAAUCCCGUUCGCUAAGCUGAUAUUCACCGCUAUAAACUUCAUGCCUGAUGCAGUGGAAAAAGCGUCCAAGGAGGCAGAGGAUGUUCAAGUAGCAGAUGAAGACAACAGCGUGCUCAAUAUAUCAUUUUUGCCAACCAAGGAAAAAGCUCAAACUCUUAUCUCCCAGUAUUUCACUUGCUGCAAUGCACAGCUACCCAUUUUACAUCGGGAAUAUUUUCUGAAAAGAUUUUUUGAACCUGUAUAUGGACCAUGGGAUACUAAUGUCUCGUUAAAUUCUGACACUACAAUGAUUAACGAGAACUUCAAGCUUCCGCCAGGAAAGAACAUCAUAGGUUCACCUUCCGAACUCUGGUACGAGCCGUCACUCUCGCAGCCGGGAGGCGAAGAUCGUGAGAUUCCAGGGAAAUUCCGCAUACCGCUCUUUUUCUUGAAUAUUGUGAUGGCGAUAGGUGAUUCUGGGAAGAUUUUAACAGCUGAUGAACGUGAGUCGGCGGCCUUCAAAGAUAGAGCGUCAGGACUGAUCGAUGCCCUGUUCAAAUCAGAUGAUCAAAUGGAAGCCUUGGCGGGCACAUUACUGAUAGCUCAGUACUCAACCAUGCGACCAAACGUUCCGGGGGUCUGGUAUACAAUGGGCUCAGCCUUGCGAUUAGCCGUGGACCUGGGUUUGCAUGCAGAGAAAUUGAAUCAGAAUUACGAUCCUUUCACAAGGGACAUGAGGCGAAGAUUAUUUUGGUGCACGUAUUCACUCGACCGGCAGAUCUGCGCGUUUUUCGGGCGUCCAUUUGGAAUUCCAGACGAAAAUAUUACCAGUGCAUUUCCUAGUACAUUGGAUGACGCCUUGAUUACUACAGCCAUGGAUGAUAUCGAUGACUACUCGGAGGCGAAAAGUGCAAUGGCAUCCUAUAAGUGCGUAGCGCUUGCAUUUUUCAAAAUACGAAAGCUUCAAGCAGAAAUGGUUCAAGUCUUGUACACCCAACGGAAGCUUCCUGGAGGGGUUGAAAACCUCGCUAUGUGGAGGGAGAAAAUGAAUGGGUCUCUAGACGAAUGGUUUCAGAAACAGGUACCGAAGACUUCGAGGAAGAUGAACUGCGAUUUCCGAAGUGAUCUUUUCCAACUCGAGCUCUUCCACUCUAAAGUUUUGCUCUACGGCUUAUGCCCAAAAUCCAUGCAUCUAGAUGAACGUGGCUACAAGAUGGUUUAUGAUGGUACCAAGGGUAUAAUUGACGUUUACUACAAACUGUGCAAAGAGGGGAACAUAAUGUACACAUGGUUCGCUGUACACACACUUUUUAUGUCUGGUGUGACAUUUUUGUACGUACUUCACAACGCUGGCGUUGAACUAGGAGAUACGAUUCAAGAUGCUGAGAAAACAUGCGUGCAGUUGGUGCACGUCUUGGAGAGACUGGUUGGCAAAUGCGAGGCUGCGAAGAAAGGUUCAAUCAUUUUCAAAGUGCUAUCGGCCGCAAUCUUGAAGCUCAAGCUAGAGAAAUCGGACCGCUCGCGAGUGGUGGUGCAGCCUGCGCCGGAAAAGGAGCCUGAACCCAAAUCCGAAACCUCGUCGCAGAGAAGUUCCUCGCGUCUUGGGUCGGACCGGGUCGAGAGCGACGGAAGUCUGGUUGCGCUUGGCGAAGAGCCCCGUUUUUCUGCUACUUCUGGAGUGGAUUACGGCGCGCUUGACCAAUUUUUCGCGGAAUUGGAUAAACUUUCCCCGUUUUCGGAUCUGGGCGCAGAUCUGAAUGCAGAGAUAGCCAACAACUACGAAUCGCCUACGCAUUGUGCGUCAUCGGCGCUACCCACUGUUUUGCCCAUAAAACCUGCUUCCACUAUACCAAUUGCAGCAGAGACCGGCGAACAGAAGGUAUCGUCGAAACCCAGCGCGGAGAUAUCCGCGCACAACCCCGGUCGUGCCGAUUCGACGUCCAAGGACGGUCAGCGUGUGUACGACAUGAUGAGCCAGUUCAGUGUGGAAACCGUUUGGGACCAAGUAUUCAACACUGGCGGUGUUUACGGUGUGAGCAACGGCUCCCAGGACCAAUGA